AUGCGGAUGUCUCUGGUCUCUGCCUGCCUCGCCCUGGGCCUGGCCCUCACCUUUGGUGAGGGGUCUGUCUCCUACCAGCGCCAGACUCCGGCGGCCAGCCUGGCCACAGACUUUGGAGUGAAGGUGUUUCAGCAGGUGGUGCAGGCCUCCAAGGACCGCAACGUGGUUUUCUCACCCUAUGGGGUGGCCUCAGUCCUGGCCAUGCUGCAGCUGACCACAGGAGGAGAAACCCGACGGCAGAUCGAAGAGGCAAUGCAAUUCAAGAUUGAAGAGAAGGGCAUGGCCCCUGCCCUCCACCGACUGUACAAGGAGCUCAUGGGGCCAUGGAACAAGGAUGAGAUCAGCACGGCCGAUGCCAUCUUCGUGCAGCGGGACCUAGAAUUGGUCCAUGGUUUCAUGCCCAACUUCUUCAGGCUGUUCCGUACCACGGUCAAGCAGGUUGACUUCUCUGAAGUGGAGAGAGCCAGGUUCAUCAUCAAUGACUGGGUGAAAAGACACACGAAAGGCAUGAUCAGCGACUUACUUGGUGAAGGGGCUGUGGACCAGCUGACACGCCUGGUCCUGGUGAACGCCCUCUACUUCAACGGCCAGUGGAAGAUGCCCUUCCCAGAGUCGAACACCCACCACCGCCUCUUCCACAAGUCUGACGGCAGCACCGUCUCUGUGCCCAUGAUGGCUCAGACCAACAAGUUCAACUACACUGAGUUUACCACCCCCGACGGCCGUUACUACGACAUCCUGGAAUUGCCCUACCACGGGAACACUCUCAGCAUGUUCAUUGCUGCCCCUUAUGAAAAAGAGGUGCCGCUCUCUGCCCUCACCAGCAUUCUGGAUGCUGAGCUCAUCAGCCAGUGGAAAGGGAAUAUGACCAGACUGACCCGCCUCCUGGUUCUGCCCAAGUUCUCCCUGGAGACUGAAAUUGACCUCAGGAGGCCGCUGGAGAACUUGGGAAUGACCGACAUGUUUAGGCCAAGCCAGGCGGACUUCUCCAGUCUUUCAGAUCAAGAGUUUCUGUACGUGUCGCAGGCGCUGCAGAAAGUAAAGAUCGAGGUGAAUGAGAGCGGCACGUUGGCGUCCUCCUCCACAGCCCUUAUAGUCUCAGCCCGAAUGGCCCCCGAGGAGAUCAUUAUGGACAGACCCUUCCUCUUCGUGGUGCGGCACAACCCCACAGGAACCGUCCUGUUCAUGGGCCAAGUGAUGGAACCCUGA
Messenger RNA from Rangifer tarandus platyrhynchus (Svalbard reindeer), 1209 nucleotides. The record is from the annotation of a GenBank genome assembly. Lineage: Eukaryota; Metazoa; Chordata; Mammalia; Artiodactyla; Cervidae.